Messenger RNA from Penaeus vannamei (Pacific white shrimp), 856 nucleotides. RefSeq lists its product as uncharacterized. The record is from RefSeq and is a predicted model, not a curated record. NCBI's taxonomy places the organism in Eukaryota, Metazoa, Arthropoda, Malacostraca, Decapoda, Penaeidae. Gene Ontology annotation, molecular function: chitin binding. Gene Ontology annotation, cellular component: extracellular region.
CCUUUCCGACGACAAGUCCUGAAUCUCAUAUAAAUACUCCGAACGGUGGAUCUCGUCGCCAAUUUGCAAAUAGCAACAAAACGACCAUGUUGAAGCACACGGGUUCUCUCCUCCUUCUCCUCUCACUUGCGGUGUCUCCGAGUGUGCAGCUCUGCGCCCCGGACUGCAUGGGCGUGGACCCCGGAACCAGCGUGCGGGACCCCACCGACUGCACCAGGUACUACGUCUGCGUCGACGCUUCUGGCGACGGCGUCUUAUUGCCCUCUGAGCCAGUCAACUGCCCCGACGGCCAGUACUUCAACGAGUACCACACCGUGCCUCGCUGCGACCCCAUAAGCAGCGCCCCGAGCGACUUCUGCUCUGACCUGUGCAACCCGUGCGAGCCUCACUGCGGCAGCCCGGGGGCCCUCACGCCGCACCCGACCACGUGCUACAAGUACUACGUCUGCCUUCAGAACGACCACUACCUCGAGGAAGAAUGCUCUCCCCCCAACCUCUACUUCGACUACAUGACGGGUGCGUGCCAGACCGACAACUCCGUCUGCUACACCUACUGCGACGUCUGCGAGCCUCACUGCACCCAGCAAAACGAACGCGUCCCGGACCCCACCGACUGCCACAGGUUCUACCUCUGCACGCCGCCCACCAUGUCGAACUUCCUCUGCCCGCACAACCAGGUCUUCAACAGGGCGACGCGGGAGUGCGAGGACGGGGCGCCGUGCGUGGUCGACUGCCCUGCAUCGUAGAUUUCAUGAUUCAUAGUCAGCAUUUUAAACAUCUAAAGUUAACAUCGAGUAACAGGAAUAUAAUUGUGUAAGCCAUGUAAAAGAGAAAUAGACAUAAAAAUGAAAGAAAA